AUGGAACAAGUACUCAGAAAACUUGCGAAGGAGUAUCAAGAUCUGAACGGCGCCGAGUUCACGCGCAUCGAAGGCCGUUAUAUCCAAGACUCUGACUGGCCAAGAUGGCAGCACAUCGGCAGGCCAGUCCUGAUCGACGACUACUUCACGUUUGGAGAAGAUGAGGGAUGGACAGAUGCCUGGCUGAGAGAAGUGUUUGGGUCUAUCCCGCUGUCUAUUGCGGUGACUCCAGAUGGAGCGGCAGACGCGCUGAAGGAACAUUCCGAUGGCCGAACGUACUUCGUAGAGCCGUUGACGGAGCAACAAGAUAUCACCUCUUUCCUCGCUUCAUUUGGUCAAGACGAUGCCACACAUCAGGAAGUCCGUUAUCUCCAAUCUCAGAACGGGAACAUCUACAAUUCGAGCAUCCCCAUAACCGAGCUGCACGCCUUACGACAACAUAUCCCAUUACAUGUGCCGUUCGUACAUCACUCGCUAGGUGUUGAGCCCGACGCUGUCAACCUCUGGAUUGGAGAUAAGCGCAGCGUCACCAGCCUUCACAGCGAUCCCUACGAAAACAUCUACCACGUCAUCCGAGGAGUGAAACAUUUUACCCUCUUCCCUCCAACAGAGACAUGCUUCUUUCCCGAUCACGAGUACCCGCAUGCGACCUAUACGCGAACUGAGGCCGGUCUCCAGCUCACCCCGUCCGACCCAGCACAGCACCCACCAGUCCGCUGGCUCUCCUUCGAUCCCGACAAUCCCCCAGAAGGCACUCGGCCUCUAUUUAUAACGGUGCGCGGGGGGCAAACCCUCUACCUCCCAGCAGGGUGGAACCAUCAUGUGCGCCAGGCCGGCCUUGGGGAGCAAGGGCAAGGGGUGUGUGUGGCGUUGAAUUGGUGGUAUGAUGUGCAGAUGGAGGGGAUGACUUGGGUUUGGCUCGCUUUCUUGAGGAAGGGAAUAAGGUACUUGGAGAAUGAGGAAGAGGGACGUCGCGAUUAA
Messenger RNA from Dacryopinax primogenitus, 981 nucleotides. Its product is annotated as Clavaminate synthase-like protein. Lineage: Eukaryota; Fungi; Basidiomycota; Dacrymycetes; Dacrymycetales; Dacrymycetaceae. The record is from RefSeq and is a predicted model, not a curated record. The coding region runs from base 1 to 981 and encodes 326 amino acids. The transcript has 7 exons. Gene Ontology annotation, molecular function: 2-oxoglutarate-dependent dioxygenase activity.